CAAUUACACUAUGUUCACUUUCACUCUCUCUCACACACAGUCACAACACACUUGAACACAACACACACACUACAUGAUGCAUCAUUAGUUAAACGUUGUCUACCUCAAUCACUCUUUAAUAAACACAAAGUAUUUCUCAAAUUAAUUAAGUAUUGUUGGUUUUUUGCUUGCAGGGAGAAAGAAAGCAAAAUCUAAAACGCAAUGAAAAGGGUGAAAUAGAUCGAUGAUGAUGAUGCUGUUGUUCAAUAGUAGGUGGAGGGUGAAGGGAAGAAGUGGUAUUACACGUCGUUCUCAAUCUUUUUCUUAAUAGUUCUAUAAUAUCUAUAACCUUGCACCUCCAACAAGAGUGUUGUAUUAGUAAAGUAGGGUUAUUUGGUGCAAUAAUAAUAUGCAAUCUCAAAGUUCAGAUACGUUUCCCUCUCACAAUCGCAAUGACCCAAUUUCCUAUUAUGACCCAGCAUUUUACUACUACAAUAGCAGACCCUUUUUCAUUGACUCUGAAAGCAACCCAACAUCAAAACAAGAAAACAAUAACAACAACUGUGACCUUGUUCCUUCUCCUCCUCCUCCUUUGUCCUUUUUCCACUUUCCUUCUCCAACCUUUGAAGAUACUCAAAAUCAAAUUUUCCUCGAACAACGCCACGAUUUUCUCCUUCAGUUUUACCAUCAACCUCUGCCUCAAGACCCCGAGCCUCAACCUGUUAUUACCACCAUGGAUCUUUCUGUUAAAAAGAGUGAUCAGAUCCAAAGAAAAAGAGUACCUGGCAAGAGAGAUAGGCACAGCAAGAUCAACACUGCAAGAGGGUUGAGAGAUCGGAGAAUGAGACUUUCCCUUGAAGUUGCAAAGAGGUUUUUUGGCCUUCAAGAUAUGCUGAACUUUGACAAAGCAAGCAAGACUGUGGAGUGGUUACUGAACCAAGCAAAAGUUGAAAUCAAUCGACUAGUGAAAGAGAAACAGAAGCAGCAGCAGCAGCAGAAGAAGAAGAAGGAGAAUGAUCAUCAUUAUUAUCAAAGUUGUAGCAGUGCUAGUUCGGAAUGUGAUCAAGAAGGUGUGUCUUGUCUUGAUGAGGUUGUGGUGGGUGGAGAUCAAGAACAACAACAAGAGAGGGUCGAAAAAGUUGUGAAGAGAAAGGUCAAAAACUCUAGAAAAAUCAGUGCAUUUGACCCUCUUGCAAAAGAGUGUAGGGAAAGGGCAAGAGAAAGGGCAAGAGAGAGAACAAGAGAAAAGAUGAGAAAUCGUGGAGUGCUAGCUGAAGAAUCAAAGCAAUGUGGAGAGGAAACAAAUCAGGAUCUGAUCCAAUUGGGUUCUUGGAACCCCUUUGAAACAGGAGAUCAAGAAUCUGCAGGUGCCAAGAGAACUACUACUCACAGUGUUGCUGAGAAUCCUUCUUCCUUGGACGUGAUUACUAUUGAGGCUAAAGAACAAAGCUACCACGCAGCAAAGGAGCAUGAUGAUGAUGAUGACGAUUCUUUGGUUGUUUUGAGCAAAUGGAGCCCCUCCUUGAUUUUCAAUAACUAUGGAUUCUCUCAAGAUCACCAAUUUGCAGAAUUUCAGUCCUUGGGAAAGCUGUGGGAGGCCUAAAACAAUCACAUCUUUGAUGCGCCGACAGAAAUGCGCAAGCCCUGCUAUGUAUUUGUUUACUUUCCUUUCAGAAAUUUAACGGAGUAAGGUACCUUCCAGUUCUACGAAUCUGGUAAAAACUCAAUAUAUAAAACGGUUGUAUUUUAUUUUUUUUAUCUUUAUAACACGUUUCCUUUUCCAUGUUUCUGCUCUGAUCCUGGCCACCUAAUUACUACUCAGUGACAU
Messenger RNA from Glycine soja, 1807 nucleotides. RefSeq names its product transcription factor DICHOTOMA-like. The transcript has 2 exons. Lineage: Eukaryota; Viridiplantae; Streptophyta; Magnoliopsida; Fabales; Fabaceae. Gene Ontology annotation, cellular component: nucleus. The record is from RefSeq and is a predicted model, not a curated record. The coding region runs from base 389 to 1582 and encodes 397 amino acids. Gene Ontology annotation, molecular function: DNA-binding transcription factor activity; sequence-specific DNA binding. Gene Ontology annotation, biological process: regulation of secondary shoot formation.